AUGGCUUGUUAUUUCAAUUUAAUUUGCCUUUUUGUGUUCCUCUGCAUUAUUCUCCCAAGGAUUACAACAGAUGAAGCCACACAUUUAAACUCCACAUCAAUCAGAGAACUGCUGAUCUCCUCAUAUCAAGAGAGUCUUCAAACUGUACAGGAAGCCUCAAUCCACUCUCGACAACAACGAAGCUCACCCUCAUCUUCCAUGCAUGUGUUUACAUUCUUUCGGCAAACCGAGCCUGAGACCCUGGAGACUUCCCGAGCUGCAGAGGUUUUUCAAACAACUCUGCAAGUCCUAAAGAACAGAGUUAGGCAGAGAUUUAAAAGGGAUGUCACAGUACCAGAGUUGCUUUCCUGGGAGGAUGUGGAGCUGAUUGCAGAGCUGUCUCAAUGUCCGCCUGUAACGCAUCCAGCCAUCUGUCUGAAUAGUCAUCUCAACAAGUACCGCUCCAUAUCUGGCAUCUGCAAUAACAGGCAAAAUCCUCUUUGGGGAGCAGCCAACACUCCCUUGGUCAGGUGGCUUCCAGCUGAAUAUGAAGACGGAGGGAGAGAACCCAAGGGUUGGAACCGAGGAUGGCUCCAUAAUGGAUUCCAACUUCCCUCGACAGGAGAUACUAUCACUGGAGUACAAAGCUGCAUGCCGUUUUUUCGCUCCAGACCAGCCUGCUUCAUUAAUUUUGGGUCUGAUAUUCAACAAGCUCUGCAGCGACAACAGAUGAACGUCAUCACAUCAUUUAUAGAUGCUUCAGGUGUGUAUGGCCACACUCCAAAGCUGGAGAGCUCCCUCCGUGACCUCUCUGGCCUCAAUGGGAAACUUGCUGUCAACGACCAAUUCAGGGAUCCCAAAGGAAGACCUUACCUUCCAUUCAUAGCCACUCAGCCUCACUCAGUGCCAUCAGCCUGCCAACAGGGUCCACAUGGGGAGAGAGUGGAGUGUUUCAGUGCUGGAGACAGUCGGGUUAAUGAGGGUCUGCCCCUGAUCUGUUUGCAUGUACUGUGGCUUAGGGAACACAAUCGGAUUGCAGAGGCACUGAAACACAUUAAUGGUCAUUGGAGCCCAGAGACUAUUUACCAAGAAACACGCAAGAUUAUUGGAGCUCUGCAUCAGAUCAUAACCAUGAGAGAUUAUGUUCCAAAAAUUAUUGGCCAGGAGGCUUUUGAACAUUACAUUGGACCCUACAGGGGAUAUGAUCCAACCACAGACCCCUCAGCCUCCAAUGUGUUCGCCACUGCUGCAUUCAGGUUCGGCCAUGCUACCAUCUCUCCAAUCCUCAUGAGACUGAAUGAGAGCUUCCAGAGGCAUGAGCACUUCCCCCACUUGAGAAUAUCCAAUUCUCUCUUCAGUCCAUGGAGAAUAGUCAAAGAAGGUGGGAUUGAACCAGUCCUGAGAGGUGCAUUUGGAAGUGCAGCAUCAGCUGUUAGCGCAGACAUGCUCCUAACAGAGGAGUUAACAGAGAGUCUGCUCAUCUUUAAUGUGACACAGCACAUGGACCUGGCUGCACUGAACCUGCAGAGAGGACGAGAUCAUGCUCUCCCAGGAUACAAUGCCUGGCGAUCCUUCUGUGGACUGAGGCGCAUCAAGACACUGGAUGAUUUCAAAAAGGUUGUGAGAGACUACAGGGUCACUGAGCGGAUAGCACAAAUAUACAAACAUCCCGACAAUAUUGAUGUCUGGCUUGGAGGGCUUGUUGAGUCCAUGUUGCCGGGCUCAAGAACUGGACCCCUCUUUGCAUGCCUGAUUGGAAAGCAGAUGAAAGCGCUUCGUGAUGGCGAUAGGUUUUGGUGGGAGGCUGAAGGUAUGUUCAGCCAGCAACAAAAGGCAGAGCUUUUUAAAGGUUCCCUGUCUCGAAUCAUCUGUGACAACAGUGACAUAAGGAAACUCCCCCUUGAUCCUUUCAUGUUCGGGAAAUACCCCUAUGACUACGUUUCUUGUGAUCAAAUGCCAUUUAUUAAUUUGGGAGCUUGGAGGGAGGAAAAGAGCCAAGACUUAAAACAGUGUGGCACUCCGAGAAAGAUAAAGAAUGGGGAUUUUAUUUUGUCCUCUUCAUAUGGCAAACUGGUUGCUCUGUACUCCUGUUACCAUGGUUUCAAGUUAAAGGGUGCUGCUGCUAUAGUUUGUGAGGGAAAUCGAUGGAGUGAUCAACCCCCACAAUGUACAGUAGGCCCUUCAAUGGACCCGCUGCAGUUUGCCUACCAGCCUGACAUUGGGGUGGACGAUGCCGUCAUCUUCCUCCUGCAUAGAGCUCUUUCCCACCUGGAGAAGACUGGAAGCUCUAUAUGUGCUGCAGUGGACAUGCUGGCAGAGGAGCUGUCCUGUGAAAGGGGUGAAAAUGCAAGCUUACCAGAGGACAAAUCCAGGGAGGUGGAACAAAGCCUCGGACAGAUUGUGAAGUCAACUUUUAAAGUCCUCUUUCAACUGAUAUGUGCCGCAGUGGACAUGCUGGCAGAGGAGCUGUCCUGUGAAAGGGGUGAAAAUGCAAGCUUACCAGAGGACAAAUCCAGGGAGUUGGAACAAAGCCUCGGACAGAUUGUGAAGUCAACUUUUAAAGUCCUCUUUCAACUGGGUGCCAAUGAGUCUGGAUUCAAUGUUCUGGAUACGUUUGGAGUCCUGGACAGUCUAAAUCUGGGUAACCACAGUGACCUAAGAUUCAUCAGACGGUGGUUCUCAGUAAAAAUGGCUCCUCUUCUGCCCUAUGUUGAGGAAAACUUCCUGACCCAGCUGAGCAGUCAAAACUUUAGCUGCACUUCUUUCCAAGAAUUGUAA
This is a messenger RNA of Epinephelus lanceolatus (giant grouper), 2757 nucleotides long. Lineage: Eukaryota; Metazoa; Chordata; Actinopteri; Perciformes; Serranidae. The record is from RefSeq and is a predicted model, not a curated record.